This is a messenger RNA of Vigna unguiculata (cowpea), 1272 nucleotides long. The record is from RefSeq and is a predicted model, not a curated record. Lineage: Eukaryota; Viridiplantae; Streptophyta; Magnoliopsida; Fabales; Fabaceae.
AUGACUUCAUUUCCUUCAAGUCGUGAUUGGAUGUAUGAUAGGGUGUAUAAAGGUAGAAGAGGUUUCAAACCUACUUUCGUAGCUGGGGUUGAAGAGUUUAUCGAAAUAGCCUGUCAACAAGAAAGUUAUGUUAAUGAAAGACAACCUAAAUGCCCAUGCAUUAAAUGUGAGUGUACAAGGAUUUUUGAUGUUCAAACAAUCAAGCUCCAUCUCUACAAGCAUGGCUUUAUGCCUGACUACUUUAUUUGGAUUGAUCACGGGGAAGCCAUAAAGAAUAUUUCCCAUCAUGUUGACGAUGUUUCAGGAAGUGGUAUACAUGUGACUGAAGGACAAACAUUUAACUCGAUGCAUGAGAUGUUGUGUGAUGCUCUUGGACAACAUGGGUCAUUUGAAAUACCAGAAACAAACUUCGAAGAGCCUCCGAAUGAAGCAACUCAACGAUUUUAUAAUUUGUUAGUCGAGUCAAAUGAACCAUUAUUUGAAGGAUCAUCAGAGUCUAAAUUAUCAAUCUGUGUUAGACUUUUAGCAUGCAAGUCGAAUUGGAAUGUCCCUUACGAAUGUCUAGAUUUUAUAGCAAAAAUGCUUCAAGAUGGAGCACUUAUACGUUGCAAAUUUUGUGAUAUGCCAAGGUAUCAUGAUCGGAGCACAAGAGCAAACACAAAAAAACUUGUUCUAGUGAAAACAAUGUUCUAUUUACCUAUAAUUCCAAGGUUGCAGAGACUAUUUGCAUCAAUGGAAACUGCUAGUCACAUGUCUUGGCAUCGUGAAAUUAGAAGUAGCUCAGGCGUGUUACGUCAUCCCUCAGCUGGUGAAGCUUGGAAGCAUUUUGAUCGGGUACAUCCAGACUUUGCAGUUGAUCCACGCAAUGUAUGCUUGGGUUUAUGCUAUGAUGGAUUUAACCCAUUCAUUCAAUCAACAAUCCCUUAUUCUUGUUGGCCAGUAAUUGUCACCCCAUACAAUCUUCCUCCUAAAAUGUGCAUGACAAAGCCAUUUAUGUUCUUAAGUUGUCUAAUACCUGGACCACGCAAUCCAAAGGCAGGAAUUGAUGUGUAUCUCGAACCUUUGGUGGAUGAUCUAAAGAAGUUGUGGGAUGGUGCAGAAACAUAUGAUAUUUCAAGAAAGAAGAACUUUAUCAUGAGAGCUUGUUUAAUGUGGACUAUAAAUGAUUUCCCUGCAUAUGGGAUGUUGUCUGGCUGGGGUACUCAAGGUAAAUUGGCAUGUCCACAUUGUAUGGAGCAUUCAAAAGCCUUUACAUUAGAAAAUGGGGGGUAA